CAGCCUGACGAAUAUGGAGAAACUCCAUCUCUACUAAAAACAGAAAAAAUCAGCCAGGCAUGCUUUUUCCUCUCUUCAGCAUGGGGCGCCUACAACUUGCGCGCUCUCUUUCUGCUGCUCCCCAGCUCUCGGAUACAGCUGACACCGUGGGUUUCGGAGACCUGAAAAGCCCCGCCGGCCUCCAGGUGCUCAACGAUUACCUGGCGGACAAGAGCUACAUCGAGGGGUACGUGCCAUCACAAGCAGAUGUGGCAGUAUUUGAAGCCGUGUCCGGCCCACCGCCUGCCAACUUGUGUCAUGCCCUACGUUGGUAUAAUCACAUCAAGUCUUACGAAAAGGAAAAGACCAGCCUGCCAGGAGUGAAGACAGCUUUGGGCAAGUAUGGUCCUGCUGAUAUGGAAGACACUACAGGAAGUGGAGCUACAGAUGGUAAAGAUGAUGAUGCUGCUGAUCUCUUUGGAUCUGAUGAUGAGGAGAGUGAAGAAGCAAAGAGGCUAAGGGAAGAACAUCUUGCACAAUAUGAAUCAAAGAAAGCCAAAUUAGAGGAGUGCGUCAGAAGCAUGCAAGCAGACGGCUUAGUCUGGGGCUCAUCUAAACUAGUUCCAGUGGGAUACGGAAUUAAGAAACUUCAAAUACAGUGUGUAGUUGAAGAUGAUAAAGUUGGAACAGAUAUGCUGGAGGAGCAGAUCACUGCUUUUGAGGACUAUGUGCAGUCCAUGGAUGUGGCUGCUUUCAACAAGAUCUAAAAUCCAUCCUGGAUCAUGGCAUUUAAAUAAAAGCUUGAAAGAUUAAAAAAAAAA
Messenger RNA from Pongo pygmaeus (Bornean orangutan), 800 nucleotides. Its product is annotated as elongation factor 1-beta-like. Gene Ontology annotation, molecular function: translation elongation factor activity; guanyl-nucleotide exchange factor activity. Gene Ontology annotation, cellular component: cytosol; eukaryotic translation elongation factor 1 complex. Bases 60 to 746 code for a protein of 228 amino acids. Gene Ontology annotation, biological process: translational elongation. The transcript has a single exon. NCBI's taxonomy places the organism in Eukaryota, Metazoa, Chordata, Mammalia, Primates, Hominidae. The record is from RefSeq and is a predicted model, not a curated record.